AUGUCUUCUUUGACCAAACUGCUACAAGAAAAAAGGAACCAGGAGCCUACUUCUGCUUCCUCUUCGAAAUCAGCCUUGACAAGCUCCUUGAAGGAGUCGCUAGCUGAAUCUAGGAAUGCCAAUGCCCAAGAGAAACAGGCUACUGCUGGAUCCCCCUUAAAUGUCAAUCCUAAUGGUACCGUUGUAUCUACGCCAGUAGAAAUCAACCAUGUGGCCCAGAGUCACGGAACGGGUAGUGGAACCACUGUGAGACAAGUAGACUCGAAUGAUGAUGGUUCCCUGGAAAGUUCAUACGAAUUUUCUCACUCGUUUAUAAACGCUAAUUCGGCACAUACCGCAACCAUGUAUGGAUCCUCUUUAUCCAACAAGACCCUCUCGGGUUCCAUUAUGAUUUCAAAUGGAAAGCUACCGCAGGAAGGUAAUAACAACACCAUUACUGGUAGAACCCCAAGUAAGUUUGGAACUAGUAUUGGGAGACAGAAUACCCUUCCAUCACUCUCUUCAAGUAUACCGUACUCUGCACCAAACUCGAACCCAGCUCAUGACUCAGCCACAACUAAUAGUGCGGAAUCAUCAGCCUCAUCCUCGUGGUUAGACAAACAUGGCUCGUUACCAAGCAACAUAUCUGCUAUCGAUUCUAACGUUAUUUCUUCCCCAAAAGUCGACUCCGUCGAGCCUCGUUUCGUAAUUACAAAGCAAAAGCUAAAAGAAAAAACAGCAAUGAAUCAUGAAGCUCAUAAAUCAGUGUCAAGAUCAAACUCCAUAUCUUCGCAGUUAGGCAACUUUUUCUUCUCCAAGAAUAAGGACAAUAGUCCAACUUUAGUGGCCUCCUCGUACGGCGCUGGCGUCUCUCAACCUAACCAUAAUAUCCAUCCAAACAACUCCAACAACAGCAACGCAGCAGCAGCCAACUAUAGCAGCAGCUAUAGCGGAUCUCACAAUCCUUCGUCGCCAUUAGUUGGAAACAAUAGUUCGGCAAUCCCGAAACCAAUCAGAGCUAGGGCUUCGUCCAUUUACAACUCUUCAAGACAGCCUUCAUCAUCGUUCACUGAUCAUGGCAUAGGAUCUCCGCAGUCUUUCCAUGAUGGUGUUCCUCAAGCUCAGUACACCCCCAAAUCUCGCCAUAGUUCAGUGGCCGACUUAAAGAGAUUCUUUAAGAAGCAUGGCGCUGGAAAUGCUACUUCAUCAUACAGCGAAUCUCCACCUAUCAGCGCUAACAUGUCGAAUAUAAGUGGUAGCAGUGUUGGGUUUGCUCCUGGCUCAUUGGGAUCUAAUGAUAUCGUUUAUGCAGCCUCUCAGGUUCCAACCCUUCCUUUCAGCAAACGUUACUCAAAGACAGGAGAGAAUCUAGGUGCUGGUGCUGGUGGUUCUGUUAGGUUAAUGAAACGGGUCAGCGAUGGUCAAGUAUUUGCUGUUAAAGAAUUUAGAGCCAAAUUCGACCACGAAUCGAAACGGGAUUACGUGAAGAAAAUAACCUCCGAGUACUGUAUCGGUACCACUUUACGUCAUCCUAAUAUUAUUGCUACGAUCGAAAUUGUUUAUGAGAACAAUAGAAUUUUCCAGGUUAUGGAAUAUUGUGACUACGAUCUUUUCGCCAUUGUUAUGAGCAACAAAAUGUCUUACGAGGAAAUAUGUUGUUGUUUCAAACAAAUCCUUACAGGUAUUGAAUAUCUUCAUAGCAUUGGGUUAGCACAUCGUGACAUGAAGUUAGAUAACUGUGUUAUCAACAGCCAAGGAAUUGUUAAAUUAAUCGAUUUUGGUGCUGCCGUAGUUUUCUCUUACCCUCAUUCAAAGACAUUGGUCGAAUCUAGUGGUAUUGUUGGUAGUGACCCAUAUUUAGCCCCAGAAGUGUGCAUUUUCACUAAAUAUGACCCAAGACCAGUGGAUAUCUGGUCUGUGGCAAUCCUGUUUGCAUGUAUGGUAUUGAAGAAAUUCCCAUGGAAAAUUCCAAAGUUAAGGGACAACUCAUUCAAAUUAUUCUGUUCUGGUAGAGAUUGUGACUCUUUGAGUACCCUAGUAACAAGAACACCCAAGCCACCAAGCUACGAUAAUGUCAUUCAAUCUGGUACUGCUGACGAACCAGCUCCCAAAUCAAACAAUCCAUCUGAUCCCAACAACACAAAUAUCGGCCCUCAGAGAUUACUACACUCCUUACCUGAGGAAUGCCAACACAUCAUUGGGAGAAUGGUGGACUUGGCACCUGCAUGCCGUGCAAACAUCGAGGAAGUUCUAAAUGACCCAUGGGUCCAAUCAAUUGACAUGUGUACAGUAGAAGUUGAUGAACAUGGACACUCAACAGUUGUGCCUGGAUUAGAUCACAAGCAUACACAAGUGGACCAAAGUGAAGCGCAUAUUGCUGGCCUUGAGAAGAAGAAGAAGGGAAAAUGA
Molecule: messenger RNA, 2388 nt
Organism: Kluyveromyces marxianus DMKU3-1042
Lineage: Eukaryota; Fungi; Ascomycota; Saccharomycetes; Saccharomycetales; Saccharomycetaceae
Gene: NPR1
Product: serine/threonine protein kinase NPR1
Exons: 1
Coding region: 1-2388 (795 amino acids)
Biological process (GO): protein phosphorylation; intracellular signal transduction
Molecular function (GO): protein serine/threonine kinase activity; ATP binding
Source: RefSeq, a predicted model, not a curated record